Messenger RNA from Amphiprion ocellaris (clown anemonefish), 3579 nucleotides. RefSeq names its product ST8 alpha-N-acetyl-neuraminide alpha-2,8-sialyltransferase 2 (gene st8sia2). Lineage: Eukaryota; Metazoa; Chordata; Actinopteri; Pomacentridae. The record is from RefSeq and is a predicted model, not a curated record. The transcript is spliced from 6 exons. Gene Ontology annotation, molecular function: alpha-N-acetylneuraminate alpha-2,8-sialyltransferase activity. Gene Ontology annotation, biological process: N-glycan processing; oligosaccharide metabolic process. Bases 31 to 1197 code for a protein of 388 amino acids.
UCCUCUUCCUCCUCCUCCUCCUCCUCAGCCAUGCCGCUUGUAUUCCGCACGCUGCUGUUCGGCUUUGUAACGCUGCUGGUUGUGCUUUUGAUAAUUGAUGAUAUUGCACAAGUGGAAGAGGAAGAAGAAACUGCAAAUAUCGGACAUUCAAAGAAGAUGAACUUACAUCGGCUCAUCCCCAAACCGCACAGAAAGGCUGCAGCGCCUGUGGAUCCCACUGCUUUACCAAGACCGAGCACACACACAGAUCGCCGUCGUCCAAGCAACAACACCACCGUCAAACACUCGCCAAACAGCUGGACCUUCAAUAAGACCCUCUCCAACCUCAUCAGGAAGAAUAUUCUGAGAUUCCUCGACCCCGAGAGAGAUAUCUCGAUUCUGAAGGGAACGCUCAAACCGGGAGAUAUCAUCCACUAUGUUUUUGAUCGCCACAGCACCACAAACAUCUCAGAAAAUCUCUACCGUCUCUUGCCAACUGUAUCCCCCAUGAAGAACCAACAUCACAGGCGCUGUGCCAUUGUGGGCAACUCUGGGAUUCUGCUCAACAGCAGCUGUGGACUGGAGAUCGACUCUCAUGACUUUGUUAUCAGGUGCAACCUGGCGCCGGUGGAGGACUACUCUCGGGAUGUUGGCCGGCAGACCAACCUGGUGACCAUGAACCCCUCGGUGGUGCAGCGGGCCUUCCAGGACCUGGUCAACGAGGAGUGGACGGAGCGCUUCUUGCAGCGUCUCCGGAGCCUCAGCGGCAGCGUGCUGUGGAUCCCGGCCUUCAUGGCUAAAGGUGGAGAGGAGCGGGUGGAGUGGGCCCUUCGUCUCAUCCUGCUGCACACCGUGGACAUUCGCACCGCCUUCCCAUCGCUGCGCCUCCUCCACGCCGUCAGAGGGUACUGGCUGACCAACAACGUCCACAUAAAACGCCCGACCACCGGCCUCCUCAUGUACACCAUGGCCACCCGUUUCUGCGAGGAGAUCCACCUUUACGGCUUCUGGCCCUUCCCUCUCGACCCGCACGGCAACCCGGUGAAAUACCACUACUACGACACCCUGAAGUACGAGUACACCUCCAGCUCCAGCCCUCACACCAUGCCCCUGGAGUUCAGGACCUUGAGCACGUUGCACAGACAGGGGGCGCUGCGGCUCCACACUGGGACCUGCGAUGUGGUGCAGAAACUACAGGAGGAUCUUCAGAGCAAAUAGUCAGAUGGGAGAUCUCCAUGGAAACACCACUCCUGACUGAACACUUUUUUUCUUGUUACUACUACUUUUGUGAAACUUAUUUUCAGGAACUGGGAUGAACAUUUCCUCACUUGGUCGGUACGUUUUACCUUCAGUGGGAUUCCGUUCAAACGGUGAGACCAUUCUUUACAAUAUUAGUAAUGGGACAGCAGUUAAUGCUCCCAGCUUAUGAUAUGAUAGGGCUCCAUUAAGGCUGCGUGGUGAAUUAUGCAGCUUGUCGACAGCAUGAAGGGCUGCUGAAUUAAUGAUGUGAAUGCAAGUCGCUGGUUGGGCCACAAGAUGGAAGCACUUAAUAAUCAGGGAGAACGGUGAUGAAAGAAAGAAGCUGACCAACAUUUGUUUUUAAACUGAGGAACACUUUUUUGGAUCUUCUAAAAGACUUGUUCAACUUGCGAUAACAUUUCUUCUGAUAGAGGACGUUUUAUGCUUUUUGUAGCUUCUUAUAAAGUACCUUCAUUGGUGUUAGAGCAGGUAACUCACAAGCAAAAAUUCAAAAAAUGCCCAGUGAAACCUCGUGACAGUCGGGUCACCUUGAGAACCAAACCAAGGAGUGGAAGCACGUUGAGUCGAGUUCAACGGCUGUGGAGAUAAAGGAGUGUGCCAGCUGUUCACAUAUGAAUGUUUACCUAGACGUAGCCUACAGUAAACUCACUUUGUAAACUUUCUUUCAAAAAGCACCAGCCCUGUUUCUGCACUGCAAAUGUCAGGCUGUAGUCGUACGAUGGUGUUAAGAAAGCAUUUUGCUUUUUUAAAAAAAUGAAUGUAUUUGUACUAAAGGAGCCCCAUAAUGUGCUUUAAAUUAAUUCCUAGUCACAAUUAUCAACAGUUUUGGUGCAAUAACACUGAGAGGAGGAAGAGCUGGAAACUUGUAUGCCUUUAUUCACUUGAAAUGAUGUUUGAAUUACACUUGUACAGCGUGUUUGGAUUAGUAUUUAACCACUACAGUAGGACGAUACAGAUAUUUGUGGAUGUAAUUGAAGCUGCCACUAUUUUGUGCCUAUAAUCAAUGAUUUUUUUUUCCAUUUAAAAGUGGACCAUUCACAUGCUCACAAGUGAAAAUGUUGAGGGUUCACCUAAGUUAUUCUUCACAGUGUGAGGAAGAUCGAAAAACUGAUUGUCUUAACAGCAACCUCCCUGAAACCUGGCUAUGAAUUUAUACACAAACAGCAUGUGCAAAAAAUUCUGUUUUAUUUUUGGCCUGCAGACUUGUUUUUAAGUAGCUGUUGUCAGGAAAAAUGUCUUUAAUUUAAAAGCCAAUACCAGACUGAUCUUUCAAACCAAAACAUCUUAAUUGGAUUAUAUUUUUGUACCUCAAGCUCCACCUCGGUUAAAGUUGUUCUGACACUGGGCUUCUCGCCAAAUGCUUUGGGUAUUUUUCUGCAACUAAAUGCCCCUGCGUUAACAAAAAUUACCAGAAGCAUUUGAAAUAUGCCAAAAGCUCUGCAGCUAAACAAGUAGCAUCUCAUGUGUUCCCAGCCAUGUGAUUUGUCCACAAAAGUGUUGUUUUGACAGGAUGCGAAUGUUGACUUGCAUGUUGGCCUUAUUAUGACGCCAAUUAAGUUAAGAAUAGACAUGAAAGUUCUAUUAGAGACGUCAGUAGUCUGAAGCAAUGAAAGGCUUAUUUGUCAAAGCUCGUCUGCGCUUGGCAAAAAUAGAAACAUUCUGUGGCCAACUUUAUUAAGUUAAUUAAACCAGAAAUCUGGAAUUCGCCACAGUUUGGAAACCUUUCUGACAUGUAGUUGCUGCUGUGAAGCUGUGUGGAUCGUGUUGUGUAGUUUGAUCUCAUGUUUUCUCAUAUGUACUGUAUGUUAACAUCUGUGUAAUGUCUAAAUUCUAGCAAACACAUAUUAGUUUUUGCAUGUCUGUCUUGUUUUAAUGGAUACAACUUGAGAAUAUUUUGAAUUUUGUUCUUGAAAUGUUCAGUCUGACUCAUGGACAUUUCAACCGUGCAGUUAUGACAAUGUGAAUGUACUUCUCAGUGGCAGAAAAUACACAAAAGAUGAAAAUGGGAAGGAAAAAAAAAAACACAUUUCCAACCUCUCUCUUAAAAUGAUUUAACACUUCAAAGGAAGCGGUUUUAUUUCAGUAGUGUUUCAAAGAAAUGGAAACUGAGGAAACAGCCAUGGGUACACAUAACAUCUGUGUCAGAAACCAAGCAGAGACUUGUUUUCCAUCGACUUCCACAACAGUUUGAACAUUCAGUGUUUUUUUGGUUUAAAUGUGGCAUUAGGGAAAUUAGCUACAGUCUUCACAGCUACCACAAUGACUUUGAUGUAUUUUACAAGAGUAACUUUCUGUAGCGGAUGAUUUUGUUCUAAUAAAAGUCCACAAUUAGCACUUUUA